Molecule: messenger RNA, 5563 nt
Organism: Alexandromys fortis (reed vole)
Lineage: Eukaryota; Metazoa; Chordata; Mammalia; Rodentia; Cricetidae
Gene: Ssx2ip
Product: SSX family member 2 interacting protein
Exons: 14
Coding region: 369-2216 (615 amino acids)
Biological process (GO): intraciliary transport involved in cilium assembly
Cellular component (GO): ciliary basal body; centriolar satellite
Source: RefSeq, a predicted model, not a curated record
GAGAGGCCGGCAGGGCGGGCUAGAGGCUGCGCGGAGCUGCGGGCCGGACGGGGGAGCCGCUGCGUGCCGCCGCGGGUGCCGGCGGGCGGGCCCGCGGGCUGCGGGAGGCGCGAGCCGCUCCCGGUGCGGUGACGGUGAGCGGCGGGAUUGUGACGCGCAGCCGGGGAGGCCACCGGGCUGGACGUGGGCGCAGGCACCGGGGCUGGCGCUCGGCGGGCUCGGCGCGGCCGUUGCGGCGGUUGGAGAGCGUUGCUGCCCGCCGCCUGCAGCGGGAGGUGCGUGGAGAUGCUCACGUAGAGCGCCAGAAGCCCUUGUACAUGUUUCAGCACUGAACCACCUCCUCAGGUAUCUUGGCUCUGGAAAUUGCUAUGGGAGAUUGGAUGACUGUUACAGAUCCCAGUCUGUGUGCAGAAAGCAAAAAUCUCUCUCAAUAUACCUCAGAAACAAAGAUGUCCCCAUCAAGUUUAUACUCCCAGCAAGUGCUAUGCUCUUCAAUACCUUUAUCAAAGAAUGUGCAUGGUGUUGUCAGUGCCUUCUGCACAGAAGAGAACAUUGAACAAAGCAUAUCAUAUCUUGACCAGGAACUGACUACCUUCGGUUUUCCUUCCUUAUAUGAAGAAUCCAAAAGUAAAGAGACAAAGAGAGAGUUAAAUAUAGUUGCUGUUUUAAAUUGUAUGAAUGAGUUACUUGUGCUUCAGCGGAAGAACCUUCUGGCCCAGGAGAGUGUGGAAACCCAGAACCUGAAGCUGGGCAGUGACAUGGACCACCUGCAGAGCUGCUACACCAAACUUAAGGAACAGCUGGAAACCUCGAGGCGAGAGAUGAUUGGGCUUCAGGAGAGAGACAGACAGUUACAGUGCAAAAACAGGAAUCUGCAUCAGCUCCUGAAGAAUGAGAAGGAUGAGGUACAAAAAUUACAAAAUAUCAUAGCCAGUCGGGCUACUCAGUAUAAUCAUGACAUGAAGAGGAAGGAGCGUGAAUACAAUAAGCUAAAGGAACGGCUGCAUCAGCUUGUUAUGAACAAGAAGGACAAGAGACUAGCCAUGGACGUUUUAAACUAUGUGGGUCGAGCUGAUGGAAAACGAGGCUCGUGGAGGACCGAUAAAACAGAAGCCAGGAAUGAAGAUGAAAUGUACAAAACCCUGCUGAAUGACUAUGAGUACCGCCAGAAGCAGAUCCUGAUGGAGAACGCUGAGCUGAAGAAGGUCCUGCAGCAGAUGAAGAAGGAGAUGAUUUCCCUUCUCUCUCCCCAGAAGAAGAAACCCAGGGAAAGAGCAGAAGAUGGCACAGGCGCUGUUGUCAUCUCUGAUAUUGAAGAUGAUGCUGGGGAGCCGAGCAGAGAGAGUGGAUGGGGCCUUUCCUGUGAUACCGUGAGAGAGCAGCUUACAAACAGCAUCAGGAAGCAGUGGAGAAUCCUGAAGAGUCAUGUAGAGAAACUUGAUAACCAAGUUUCAAAGGUCCACAUGGAAGGCCUCGAUGAGGACGUCAUCUCACGGCAAGACCAUGAACAAGAGACUGAGAAGCUGGAGCUGGAGAUCCAGCAGUGUAAAGAAAUGAUCCGAGCUCAGCAGCAGCUCCUGCAGCAGCAGCUGGCCACCGCCUGUGACGACGACACCACCUCACUGUUGCGAGACUGUUACUUGCUGGAAGAAAAGGAAUGCCUCAAAGAAGAGUGGUCGCUUUUUAAAGAGCAAAAAAAGAAUUUUGAGAGAGAAAGACGAAGCUUUACAGAAGCUGCAAUCCGCUUGGGACUGGAGAGAAAGGCGUUUGAAGAGGAAAGAGCCAGCUGGUUAAAACAGCAGUUUUUAAACAUGACGACCUUUGACCCCCACAGCUCAGAAACUGUGAAGCUGCUCAGUGCCUUCUCAGGAAGUUCUGAUCCAGACAAUCUUAUAGUGCACUCACGGCCACGGCAGAAGAAGCCACAUGCUGUGGCUAACGGGGCGCCAGCUUGCACAUCGAAACUGACUAAAUCUCUACCUGUUUCACCCUCUACUUCAGACAUUUGCCAGACACGCUCCUGUGUGUCUGAACACAGGAGUUCAGUCAGUGUGCUGAAUAUAACUCCUGAAGAAACUAAACCAAAUGAGGCUGGACGAGAAUGUACGAAUCAGAAGUGGAGCGUGGUGUCGAGACCCAGCUCACGGGAAGGCUGCUACAGUGGCUGCUCCUCGACCUACACAAAUUCUCAUAUGGAGAGAGACGACUUACCUUAGAUGCACAGACGGCAGUGCUCUCGCUGAACUGUGCAUCCAGAUGCGUUCACGUCUGAAUCAAACAGGGUGUGUGAUAAAGUCAGUCGUCUAAUUGAAGAUGGUCUGGGUGGUUUGUCUGGACCCCGUCUUCCCCCAAAGAGCUGCAAUGCUAAGCUGUUGAAAAGGAUGCAAAGGCGUUGGGUGUGUGAUAGUGGCAGAAGCCACCGGCUCUGUGACUAAAGGAGUGUGUGUUUGGAUGGGAACAGAAGCACUAGAAUGAAUUUCCUCUUCCAGGUAUUGAGAAUAGCACUUUUAGGGGACCGAUUAUUGAAAACAUUAAAUUUUUGUCCCAAAUAUGGUUGGCAUUGGAAGUUUAGCCUUUACUUGAAUGUAUACUGUAGAUUUUUAACAAAACAAGUUCUAUAUUUAUUAUGUUUAGUGUGAUUUUGGGAUUACCUCUUUCAUGUUUUACAUAAAGUGAAAUUUAUGUAUGUUCUGUACAUAGAUAUACAUGAUUAUGUUAAGAGGCUUUAAGGUUUAAAGUUCCACACAACGCUAGAGUGUAGUGUUUGAUGCCAGUGUCUUCAGUGGCAUUGCGUUUACAGAUGUGCUAGGACAACUGCCACCUGACAUUUAAGAUUUUAUUUUUAAGCCAUCUGGGCAAUAAAAAUUCAAAGCAACUCCAUGACAACUAGAACUACUAACAUUACAUUUUUGAGAUUUUUAAAGCAUUAUAUUUUAUUUUAUAUAUGUGAAUGUUAUUAUUUCUAAGAGGAAUAUUGAUUAUGGAGUAAUGGGGGAAAGAUAAAAGUGUCUUUGAAUUAUAGUAUAAGAGGAUUGGUUUAAGAUAUUUGGAUGAUAAAGGAUAUUUAAUAUAGCUGGAUGGUGAUAUUUUCCUUACCAAAUGGGUGCCAGUACAGUAAUAUCUGUACCAGCCAGGGCUUUAUAUCAUUGCCAAUAAUUUUGUAAUUAAAAAAUUUUCAACUAGAUACUACUACUACAGAAAUAAGACAGUGAAAACAUUGGCUUUUGUAAUUGAGAUAUGACAUUCUGGACACUCAUGUCAUUUCAAUUUUCAGAACAGUCUUAGGCUCUUUUGUCUCAUGUUUCUGCUGCAUGUUUCUUCCUGAGAAGUAUGUUAUUAUUGAUAGUGAUGAUGACAGUAAUAAUAAAUGUAGACCUAGGCCAGGCUUCUCCUGGAUGGAUUCAUCCAAAAGCUUUUAAGUGCCUCACCCUGCUUGUUUCUGCACAUAGACGCCAACAUGAGUCUUGCUCCACUAUGCAGGCUCGUCCCGUCCGCCUUGCUCUUUCCUUGCCCCUGUUUGUGGCUCUUGCAUUAAAUUCAUCAUGCUACCAAACGAGAAAAGUGUGUUGUCCACUGACUGGGUGACUGUGGGGGCUGCUCACGGCCUGCGGAGGCACCGCUGCCCACUAAGCGUCCUCUUGCUGGUAGCCAUGCUCAUAGAUCAAGGAGCUAGCUUGUGUGAGAGUUGCUGCCUUCAGCCUGGUGCAUGAUCAUUUCCUUACUCUUUAAAACGUGACAUUUCAGAGAUACUGCUGUAGUCCAGAGGAGGAAGCCCAGCUGGGAUAGAAUUGCCUUACUGUUGAAGAAAGGCAAGCAAAGUUUUGAAGUAGUUUCUGGUUAUUUCUAUCCCACAUCUCCACGACAGCCUUGGCCAGAUGGAAGCACUCCUGGUUUCCGUCAUAGCUGUGCUGUUUCCAUGAGGAGGGUUUUCUGGAAAGGAACACCUACUUUUUUGCUGUGUUUGCAUUCCAGCACAGGCUGAGGCUCUCAUACCACAAAGAAAUUCCUGAGACUUUAAGGUGCGAAGGAAACUGUGGAAGAGAACCAGAUCUCUCUGCUUUAGGGGUGUGCACGAAUCUGCCAAAAGCCGUACAUCUUCCUAGCUCUCUUGUUUUGCUGCCCACUCCGACUUUAAAAUGAUCCCAGAUCACCAGGCGCUCCAGAGAGUUGAGUGUGCUGUCCUGGAGAGUAUGGGUUGAUGGGAAAGCUCCCGGGGCUCUGCCUCUUGAUUUGCAGACCUUUGCAACGUGCCAGCAACACAGCCAUGCUGGUCCUCUGACCCCAUUGAUAGUGCCAGUGUCUCCCGGCUUGAAAGCCUCCUGGUAAUUGUAUGUGCUUUAUCAUUAUUGUUAUUGUUUAUCAAUAUAGAAAUCUGAAACUUUGUACCUCAAGUUGGUUUGUACAUACUUGACAUACUCAUUUUGAAUUUUCAAAGCUUAAAAAUGGAAUUGAAAACUUGAGAUAGUUUCCUUCUCUUAAGUAACUUUACAAUGAUUAGAAGCCUAAUAGAAAAAUCAGUGACAGAGAAGACCGUGGCUAGGAUUUAAUAAAGGAGUAUUUUCUCAGAGAAGCGAAUAUUAGAUGACUUAGGUUUACAGGACUGUCCACAGCAGGUUGUCUGCCUCGUUGUAUAAUGGAAUACAGUACGUUAUUUGGGAGGAAUUCUGAGGCUCUUCUCCUAGCUAAGUGAGGUUUUCGAAAGGCUUUUUAAUAACUUGGUUUUUGUAGGAGAACGUAUUCUAUGGUGCAUGAUGAGACUGGUGCCUGGAAUCCAGUUAACUUCCCCUGGGUGGAUCCGUCUGAAAGGCCUUGGGACCGCAGGGGCGGCUUCUAAGUGUGGGAACUUGGAACACUGUGAACUAACGAAGCCUUCUGUGACUGCCCUGCUGUUAGUGCUCUUAGAAGUGUGUACACCAAUGUGGACAUGCUCUUGGAAGUGUACACACCACUGUGGACGUGCUUUUGGGUGGAAUUGUGUGACUUCAGUAAACACACCUUGCCUGUGCUCGUGUUCAUUCUUCCAUUCAGUAAGCUUGGGUGGAGGACCUGUUGUUUGUCGCGUCUGUGUUUGUCAUUCUGGCCCCUGAGGAUGAGAAGAUGGGCCCCAUCCUUGAGAAUCCCUGAGUUGAAUGCUGGCUGUAAAACCUCAGUUGUCACAAACCACUGGUGUGUUAGUCCUGCAUCUGUCUGGUCUGCUCCAGGUCCCCCGCUUGCCCGUGUUGUAAUGGUAGCAGUGCUUGGCUUCCGCAAGCCCUGCCACUAUUUCCCGUGGGAUGCACUAUAGAACACAUUUAUUGGUUUGCAGGGUUUUUUUUUUUUCCCCACAAAUGUCGAUAUACAAAGAAGAUAAGACUUUAUUCUCGCAGGGAAGAGAUGGAUUAUCAUCCAACAGAAACUAAGCAAAGAUGUGCAUGCAGAUGAGAUUGUGAAAUAGGUGAUUUCUCUCUUUUUUUUUCUUUUUUUCUGAAUUGAGUGUUUGGUGAUUCACUCCUCCCCUUGCCCCAGGGCUGAAUGUAAAUUAGAAUGGAAUGGACUACUGAUUAAAUGAUUUUAUCUACAACCA